AUGAAAAACUACAGGGUCAAUAUGGUCAAUAUGAUUGGUCAUAAAGGAGAACAAGCCUUAUCAGAGAUUGGAUUUACAAAGCAAAUGGUUUCAAUGGGCCAUCAAGCUUGUGGGGCCCUUGAGCUGUGGAACUAUCCAGUGUGGCUCAGAGAUAUUACUGCACAAGAUACAGACGGUAGAGAUCGACCUGAUCACGUGGACCUACCUGCUCUUGAGAUUUACAGGGACAGAGAGAGGAAAGUUGCAAGAUACAAUGAGUUCCGUAGGGCCCUCUUAUUGAUUCCCAUUUCCAAAUGGGAAGAUCUAACGGAUGAUAAGGAGGCAAUUGAAACCCUUGAAGAAGUUUACGGUGAUGAUGUAGAGGAGCUUGAUCUCCAAGUGGGGCUAAUGGCAGAGAAGAAGAUCAAAGGGUUCGCUAUUAGUGAGACAGCUUUCAUUAUAUUNCCCUUGAAGAAGUUUACGGUGAUGAUGUAG
Ilex paraguariensis (yerba mate) is the source of this 474-nucleotide messenger RNA. The record is from the annotation of a GenBank genome assembly. NCBI's taxonomy places the organism in Eukaryota, Viridiplantae, Streptophyta, Magnoliopsida, Aquifoliales, Aquifoliaceae.